Molecule: messenger RNA, 899 nt
Organism: Vigna radiata var. radiata (mung bean)
Lineage: Eukaryota; Viridiplantae; Streptophyta; Magnoliopsida; Fabales; Fabaceae
Product: ADP-ribosylation factor
Exons: 7
Coding region: 149-694 (181 amino acids)
Biological process (GO): vesicle-mediated transport; intracellular protein transport
Cellular component (GO): cytoplasm
Molecular function (GO): GTP binding; GTPase activity
Source: RefSeq, a predicted model, not a curated record
GACGACGCCGUAUUGAAGACUCUUGUUAUGAAAUAACACUGGGAAGGAAAACUGAACUCCCUCUCUCUUUCUGUCAUUCUCCAAGAACAAAAAAUCUCUAUUCACUCUUCUCUUGGAAAUCGAGAAGAGUGAAUUGGAGUGAGAGAAGAUGGGGUUGUCGUUCACGAAGCUGUUCAGCAGUUUGUUUGCGAAGAAGGAAAUGAGGAUUCUGAUGGUAGGUCUCGAUGCUGCUGGUAAGACAACCAUCUUGUACAAGCUCAAGCUUGGAGAAAUCGUCACCACUAUCCCCACCAUAGGAUUUAAUGUUGAGACUGUGGAGUACAAGAACAUCAGCUUCACUGUUUGGGAUGUCGGUGGUCAGGACAAGAUUCGUCCACUAUGGAGGCAUUAUUUCCAGAACACUCAGGGUCUCAUUUUUGUGGUUGAUAGCAAUGAUCGAGACCGAGUGGUUGAGGCAAGGGAUGAGUUGCACAGGAUGCUGAAUGAGGAUGAACUUAGAGAUGCUGUUUUGCUUGUUUUUGCCAACAAGCAAGAUCUUCCUAAUGCAAUGAAUGCUGCAGAAAUAACCGACAAGCUUGGUCUUCAUUCACUCCGUCAACGCCACUGGUAUAUCCAGAGCACUUGUGCAACUUCUGGAGAGGGUCUCUAUGAGGGUCUGGAGUGGCUUUCCAACAACAUUGCCAGCAAGGCAUGAGACAUUUGAAAAAAAAUGGUUUUGCCUUGAGAUUUCAUGCAAGUCUGGCGGUUCUUGGUGAAAGAUACUUAUGUUUGAUAUAGUUAAGGUUGUAAUAGUUGAACACUUAUUAUAAGUAUUGUAUUUUGUGGUAACUUGGUUUUGUGUGAAUGCUUAAAUUAGCUAAUACUUUUAGCUAUAAUAAUUGGAACUUUUGUUCGUGUUC